This is a messenger RNA of Xyrauchen texanus (razorback sucker), 2705 nucleotides long. Its product is annotated as transmembrane protease serine 4-like. Gene Ontology annotation, biological process: proteolysis. Bases 278 to 1648 code for a protein of 456 amino acids. The record is from RefSeq and is a predicted model, not a curated record. Lineage: Eukaryota; Metazoa; Chordata; Actinopteri; Cypriniformes; Catostomidae. The transcript is spliced from 13 exons. Gene Ontology annotation, molecular function: protein binding; serine-type endopeptidase activity. Gene Ontology annotation, cellular component: membrane.
UGACAGUGACAGGCUGGGUGGAACCCUUCAAAGUUGUAGAGUCUUGUAGGAGAGUGAGUUUGAAACGGUGCAAGUUUUGAUUAGGUGGUGGUAAUUGUUGUGUAAAAGAGGAGGAAGAAGUUAAAGAGAGAGAGAAAGAAAAAAGUUAAAGAGAAGAUAUUGCACUUAAAAAGGGGUUUAAUCGGAAAUAGAGGUAUCAUCUCGUUGCACUUAGGGGUCUGCUGUUGUCUGUGUGACUGGCAAAUUGCAGGAACGAAGUGACAGGAACUACAAAACCAUGAAAGCGAAUGCUCAGGUUGUUGAAGUGAAUUUUACACCCUUAAACCCAACACAACAAGUGCCGCAGCCGGGUAAGCACAAAGUACCCAUGACUGCUCCAAAGGCCCAGAAGGUGAAAUGGCUAUCCAAGAAAAUCAAGGCCAUCAUUACGGUCCUGAUUGUUUUGGUCAUACUGGCCAUUCUGGCUGUGGCUGCUUAUUUCAUCAAGCAGCUGAUCGACAGUAAGUAUUUCUUUUGCUCCAGAUCAGUGAAGUUCAUUCCAUUGAAUAAGGUCUGUGAUGGCAACGAGGACUGCAGCGGAGCCGAGGAUGAGUCUGCUUGUGUAAUGAAGUACAAAGCCAACUCCACCUUCCCUUUGCGGCUUAUCUCAUCACGUAAUGUCCUUCAGGUUUACAGCCCUAGUGAGGGUAUAUGGAAAAGUGUGUGUUCAGAGGGUUUCGCCAAAGAACAUGCCAAUACCGCAUGCAAACAGCUGGGAUACACAGUUGAUCCAUCUUACAACACAGUUCAAGUGGGUCUUCUGUCCUCUGGUCUGAAGAUGUCUUUCUGUGCUGUGGGCUCAAAUAAACCUCAGACAUUUCUGUCCACCAUCUCAGAUCGCAAGGUGUGCAGUACAGGAACAGUUGUCACAUUAACAUGCUCAGUCGACUGUGGUGUGAGCAGAAACCAGAACAGGAUUGUUGGUGGACAGGAUGCAAUAAUUGAGAACUGGCCCUGGCAGAUCAGCCUGCAGAGUAGCGGUCAGCACACGUGUGGAGGGUCACUGGUGUCUCCACGCUGGGUUGUCACUGCAGCCCACUGCUUCAAUGGGGAGGGUCAGAAGGACCUGAGCAUAUGGAAGGUUGUCUCUGCAAACACAUAUUUGGGAUCUUCUGGGGCUUAUUCUGUGGACAAGAUCAUCAUCAAUGGAGAUUACAACUCAAAGAAUGACUACGAUAUUGCCAUGAUAAGACUCCAGUCGCCUAUUACUGUGGGAGAAUCCCGUAAGCCAGUGUGUCUGCCCCCUCAAGAUCUUGGCCUCAAAGUAGGAGACAACUUAGUCGUGACCGGCUGGGGCAAGCUGAAGGAGAACGGAAACAUGUCUCCAAACUUACAAAAGGCUCAGAUCCCUCUGAUAGACAGAGACCAGUGCAUGGCCUUUGGGAACAGUGUGACUCCCAGGAUGAUUUGUGCAGGUUUUCUAACGGGCCAGGUGGAUUCAUGCCAGGGAGAUAGUGGUGGUCCUCUGGUGUAUUCAUCUAGCCGCUGGAUGUUGGUGGGGGUCGUGAGCUGGGGUUUGGGCUGUGCCAGACAAGGUCAUCCUGGUGUCUACACCAAUGUGGACCAGAUGCUCGACUGGAUCCAUUCGGUCACGCAGGAAUUUCAGUGAGUCUGAUGGGAAGGAGGACACACCCGAGUCAAACCCUCAGCAUUCAUCACUGAUACACAAAGAUCUUCAGUGCACAAAAGUAGAUGUCAGACAGAUGACACGCACAUACACACAAAAACAUGCUGGUGCGGCAAUCCUUAUGAGGACUCUCCAUAGACACAAUGACUUUUAUACUGUACAAACUGUAGAUUCUAUCCCCUAACCCUACCCCUAAACGUAACCCUCACAAAAAACUCAGCAUGUUUACAUUUUCAAAAAAUCAUAGUUUAGUAUGUUUUUUAAGCAAUGUGAAUUAUGGGGAUACUAGAAAUAUCCUCAUGAUCAAUCAGGAAUCGCUGUGGCAGUAGUUGGUCUGUGCUCAGGGUUACGUGAUACUCUCAAAGGUGCCACAAGGAAUAUUUUGCACACUGAACUAUAUAAUAAAUAAGCACACUAAAUAAUUGCUAAGAGAUUAGUGAAUGAUCUCUUCUGUGCGGUCAUCACUGCUUUUGUGGACUGCAACAAUGAACUGUAAAGUUUUAAAUCAUAGUGAUGUUUAUUUAGAAACAUUUAAAAGCCACAAGUAUUUUUUUUUUUUCUUCCACAGAUGUACUGUACUUUUGCUGUAGUAUGGGCUUGAAAGAAAAUAAUUCAUAUGAUUUUGGGUGCCGUGAUACAAUCUUGUAUUAGAGCCUGUCGUCUGUUGUGUCUGCCAAAAUAACACAGUGCCUUUAAAAUGUUAUAAACAAAGAUUUUAUGUCAAGCAUCAGAGGUCAAAAUGUCAGAUUAUGGUAUCAGUAGGCCUACACGGAAUCCACAGAUUUCUACAGAAUUUGAACAGCUAUAAUUUAUUAAGUUCUACUCACUCCCGGCCCCUUCCAUGUUUGUGUAUUACAGAUUAUCAUUUCUCUUUACGUUUACAUAUUUUAAACUUGACACUUAAAGUAACUUAUAGAUGUUGGUUGUUAAUAUACAUGUAAAAUAAUUAUUAAAUGUUUUUGUAAAAAUUGUAAAUUAUUCCACAUUAUGUUGUCUGUAUUUCAUGUCAGAUGCAUAAUAAUAAAGUGAAGAACAGUGA